AUGGGAGCACAGUCAAAGCCUGAGAUUUCCCCAUUGGCCCGCGCAUCCGCCGGAGCUACGGGCGCCGUCCUUGCAAACGCCCUGGUGUACCCUUUGGACAUUGUUAAGACCAGACUCCAAGUGCAAGUACGCCAGAAUAAGCAGUCAUCAGACUCUGAAAGCCAGCCGCACUACAACUCGACUUGGGAUGCGAUUUCACGGAUCGUAGCCGAUGACGGCAUUCAGGGGCUAUAUGCGGGCAUGAAUGGUUCACUUAUCGGCGUCGCGUCAACCAAUUUUGCCUAUUUUUACUGGUAUACAGUGGCUAGAUCUCUCUACGCCAAGUCAAGCAAGGCUUCUGGUCCGCCACCCUCUAUCGCUGUAGAGCUGGCCCUCGGGGCUGUUGCCGGUGCUCUCGCACAACUCUUCACAAUUCCCGUGGCUGUUGUAACAACGCGCCAACAGACUGCUCGAGCUGAUGAGCGGAAGAGCCUCCUAGACACAGCUCGCGAGGUUAUUGAAGGCCCAGACGGCGUGUCCGGUUUGUGGCGGGGUCUCAAGGCAAGCUUGGUGCUGGUUGUCAACCCAGCCAUCACGUACGGAGCGUACGAGCGAUUGAGGACUAUUUUCUUCAAUGGCAAACCAACAUUGAGACCGUGGGAAGCAUUCCUGUUGGGAGCUUUAUCGAAGGCCCUGGCCACAAUCGCCACGCAACCUCUCAUCGUUGCCAAAGUUGGUCUCCAGUCAAGACCUCCGCCAGAAAGAAAGGGUAAGCCAUUUAAGAGCUUCGUCGAGGUUAUGCAGUUCAUUAUCGAAAAUGAGGGGCCGCUCUCGCUAUUCAAAGGCAUAGGGCCACAGAUUUUCAAGGGCUUUCUUGUCCAAGGCAUCCUAAUGAUGACUAAGGAGAGGGUGGAGCUCUUGUUCGUGUUAUUCCUUCGGUACCUGAAAUCUCUUCGAUCGAACCAGCUACGCAAAGCCACGGAUGUUGCGUCAACGGUGGUGCAGCAUAGCCCUCUCAAAUCCUCGAAGCCACUUGCAGUAUCAUAA
Pochonia chlamydosporia 170 is the source of this 1026-nucleotide messenger RNA. RefSeq names its product peroxisomal carrier protein. The coding region runs from base 1 to 1026 and encodes 341 amino acids. The transcript has 4 exons. Lineage: Eukaryota; Fungi; Ascomycota; Sordariomycetes; Hypocreales; Clavicipitaceae. The record is from RefSeq and is a predicted model, not a curated record. Gene Ontology annotation, biological process: transmembrane transport.